Messenger RNA from Penicillium bovifimosum, 2181 nucleotides. RefSeq names its product putative AAA family ATPase/60S ribosome export protein Rix7. Gene Ontology annotation, cellular component: nucleus. Gene Ontology annotation, biological process: ribosome biogenesis. The transcript has 3 exons. The record is from RefSeq and is a predicted model, not a curated record. NCBI's taxonomy places the organism in Eukaryota, Fungi, Ascomycota, Eurotiomycetes, Eurotiales, Aspergillaceae. Bases 1 to 2181 code for a protein of 726 amino acids. Gene Ontology annotation, molecular function: RNA binding; ATP binding; preribosome binding.
AUGCCUCCAAGGAAGGGCACUAGGCCGACCCUCAGUCAGGGCCUGGACCGUGAGGUCUACCAAAUUGUGCGCAAGAUCAUCGACGACCAGCCCGAGACUGGCCGCAUCCGACUAUCGGUCCCAGCGAUUUAUGACACAAUUAAGAAGUCGAACUCGAGCUUGAACCGAAAACCGAAGAGACUGAUUGAGGACAGUCUGGAGCGAGUAUUGGAGGUUAUCAAAGCUGAUAUGGGUGAAGAUGACGAGGACUCCAUGGAGGGGGACUUUGAAGGACUCGAAGAGCCCGCAGUUGUGGUGCCCAAUGGCAUGAACCAGAGCGUCGUUGGCUCAUGGACGACAACGAAAGCGAAAAAGACCGCCGAUUCCUCCGCUGGUACUCCGGCACCCACCUCGACCAAGAGAAGAACACAUGGCGCAGAACCUGUCUCCAAGCGACGCAAGGCCGAGCCCGCCGAUCGAUCGCCACCGACACACGUCAGUCUCGCAGAUCUGGGUGGACUGGAUGAUGUUGUCCAGGAGCUUGGUGACUUGGUUAUUCUACCCAUGACCCGGCCGCAGGUUUAUAUGGCAUCAAAUGUGCAGCCACCGCGAGGAGUAUUGCUGCAUGGCCCGCCGGGUUGCGGUAAGACCCUAAUUGCGAACGCUUUCGCCGCGGAGCUCGGCGUGCCAUUCAUCUCCAUUUCUGCGCCUUCGGUUGUGUCAGGAAUGUCGGGCGAGUCCGAGAAAGCCCUGCGCGAGUACUUCGAAGAGGCCAAGCGUCUUGCUCCUUGCCUCAUUUUCAUCGACGAGAUCGAUGCGAUUACGCCGAAGCGCGAGAGCGCACAGAGAGAGAUGGAGAAGCGAAUUGUCGCCCAGCUUCUGACAUGCAUGGACGAGAUUGCUCUCGAGAAGACAGACGGAAAGCCCGUCAUAGUCCUCGCGGCAACUAACCGUCCAGACAGCCUUGACGCCGCCCUGCGCCGCGGUGGCCGCUUCGAUAAAGAAAUCAACAUGACUGUGCCCUCAGAGCCAGUCAGGGAACAGAUCCUACGCGCGCUCACCCGCAAAAUGCGCCUGGUAGAUGACAUUGACCUCAAGACCUUGGCCAAGCGAACCCCCGGCUUCGUAGGCGCCGAUCUCAAUGACCUUGUUUCGACGGCCGGUUCCGCCGCCAUCAAGAGGUACCUCGAGAUCCUCAAAUCGAACAGCGGCGAGGAAAUGGAGAUUGAAGGCGACGACGCGCUUAGCCCGCGCGUCCGCGAGCUCCGCCGGCUCAUCAGUCACGCCAAAGAAACACCCAUUGGCGAAGAAUCCGAAGUCGUCCUCGUCUCCAAUGCAGACUUCUUCACAGCCCUUCCCAAAAUCCAACCCUCUUCCAAACGCGAGGGCUUCGCCACAAUCCCCGACACGACCUGGGCCGAUAUCGGUGCCCUCGGCGGCAUCCGCGACGAGCUUGUCACGGCCAUUGUCGAACCGAUCAAGAACCCCGAAGUCUACGCCAACGUCGGUAUCACCGCACCCACGGGUGUCCUCCUCUGGGGUCCUCCUGGUUGCGGUAAGACACUUCUCGCCAAGGCCGUCGCCAACGAGUCCCGCGCCAACUUCAUCAGCGUCAAAGGCCCCGAACUGCUCAACAAGUUCGUCGGUGAAUCCGAACGUGCAGUCCGCCAGGUUUUCCUCCGCGCCCGCUCGUCCGUGCCUUGUGUCAUCUUCUUCGACGAGCUGGACGCACUUGUGCCCCGUCGUGACGAUACACUCUCCGAGGCCUCAGCGCGUGUCGUCAACACUCUCCUCACAGAGCUUGAUGGCCUUGGCAGCAGUCGCACGGGUAUCUACGUCAUUGCCGCUACUAAUCGACCUGAUAUCAUUGAUCCUGCGAUGUUGCGCCCAGGUCGUCUUGAGACUCUUCUAUUCGUGAACUUGCCUACGCCACUUGAGCGUGUGGAUAUUCUGCAGACUCUUGUCCGGAAUUUACCCAUUGAGUUCACUGAAGAUCUGCGCAAACUGGCGGAGGAGUGUGAGGGCUUCAGUGGUGCUGAUUUGGGCAGCUUGUUGCGCCGUGCUGGUUACUCUGCCAUCAAGCGUCGUGAUACUAUCAAGUUUGUUGACUUCGUUGCGGCUAAGUCGUUUAUUCGGCCUAGUGUGACGGAUUUGAGGAAGUAUGAGAAACUACGGAGGGAUUGGAGUGGUGGUGUGGUUUGA